AUGCCCUACUCGACCAGCUCGACCAUCCCCUUCGACCACCAGCCCCGGCCAUCCUCAGACUCCAGCGCAUCCUCCUACCAGCCCACGAACCCAUCCUCCCCGGGGAAGAAGAAGCAGUCGAUCCUCAGGAAACUGUCCACCUCCUCGCGCCGCUCGCUCUCCUGGCUGCCCGGCAUCCACGACCUGCCCCCGCUGCCGACGAUCGACCACCUUCCCCAGCCGCAGAUCCAGGAGGAACAGCCCCCGCCCAGCACGCACAGCCCGCCCGGCUCGGCGCCCGCCAAGAAGAAUGUGAUCGGGAAGGGCAUGCGCUCCGUCGCCAGGACCGUCAAGAAGUCCCUCCACUCCUUCGACCGUCCCCGCUCCGCCACCGCCGAGCCCCCCACCAAGCCUCCAGCUGCCGGCUCCCAGCCAGCCCCCGCACCCCCAAACCCCGCCGGCCAGAACAUUCGCACCAGGGCCGUCUCCACCCCGCACGCCGGAUUGUCCAACAGCAACACGAACAGCAGGGCCAGCGAGCUGUCUCGCUCCUUGAACCGUCCCCAGCCGCACGUCCCGGACAGCCGCGACCCGAUCGAACAUGCGCCCCCGCGCUCGCCGAACCGGCUCAAGAAGAAGAAGACCAGCCGGUCCCAGAGCGCCCUGGAGCCUCUGGGCCCGCGCCCGGCCCCAGACGCCGCCGCCGGCCGUCCGGGGGAGCCUGCGGUGAGCUGGCACGCCCAGACGCCGAUCGGCUCGCUGCCCAUGGCCGCCUCUCUGCUCGCCGCCCCGCCCCCGCCGCCCGUCGACCACUCCUCCUUCCUCGCCAUCCUCCCGCCAGGCCACACCCCCAACCUGCCCGUGCCUGCAUUGACCCUCGUCCCGCCCCCGGCCUCCCAGCUCGUCGAGGCCCCUGCGCUCACCGCCCUCAGCACCCAUGUCGAGCCCGCCCUGUCCCGCAGAGUCUCGCUCUCCUCGUCCUCCGCCGCCGCCGCCGCUGCUGCCGCCGGCACCCCGCCCGACGCUUCCUCCGCCGGCCAGAUCGAAGACCACGAUCCCCUCCCCGGAUUCACUUUCAUCCGCUCCCCCGCAAAGUCCUCCCAAGCAGACCCCUCCCCCCGUCUCAGCGCUAGCUGGACCGAGAUCGUCGAAGGCUCACCCGCCCCUCCCUCGCCCAUCGAGACCAGCCAAGUCAGGACCGCCAGGCCGCCCCUCGUCGCUAAUGCCACCGGAAUCAGCCUCGCCCAGUCUUGUGUCGCCGAACACGGCUCAGUCGGCGACCUCAACGACGACGAGGAGGAGCCGGUCCCUCAGACCCCCCGCAAACGCAAAGUGACCAGCCUCACCGCUGAGCCUUCCCCGCCCUCUCCUAACAAAGAGGCCGAGAAAGAGGGCGAGAGAGGUGCGGACGCGGCGGGCGACGAGCGGCAACACAAAGUGCCGCGGGCCGCGCUCGACGUGCCCUUCUCAUCCUCCACCACCUCCCAGGCCGUCGGGCCCAAAUCGCUCUCCUCUACCGCCCAUCCGCUCUCCUUCUUGGCCCUGGGAGGCCUCGUCCCCCCGGCAUCUCUGAAGGCGCGCCGCUCGGGCUCCCGCAAAGACCGGCGCAAGUCCCCCGCCUCCUCGCUCCAGCGCGCCCAGAGCCAGAAGGUCAAGGACGGCGGAGGGCAGAGGAACAGGGCCAACAGCGCCGCCGAGGUCUGGAACUUCUCCGUCGUCUCCACCGUCGUCGGCGUCGUCCUCAUCGCCGUCGUCCUCAUCGGCUCGACAAAUCUGUCCGGCAUCAACUACAACGGCAAGUCGUGGCUCGGCAACUGGAUCAAGAAGGUCGUCUGA
Messenger RNA from Puccinia triticina, 1815 nucleotides. RefSeq lists its product as uncharacterized. The transcript is spliced from 4 exons. The coding region runs from base 1 to 1815 and encodes 604 amino acids. The record is from RefSeq and is a predicted model, not a curated record. NCBI's taxonomy places the organism in Eukaryota, Fungi, Basidiomycota, Pucciniomycetes, Pucciniales, Pucciniaceae.